This is a messenger RNA of Penicillium cinerascens, 1287 nucleotides long. Its product is annotated as anthranilate phosphoribosyltransferase. The transcript is spliced from 2 exons. The record is from RefSeq and is a predicted model, not a curated record. Lineage: Eukaryota; Fungi; Ascomycota; Eurotiomycetes; Eurotiales; Aspergillaceae. Gene Ontology annotation, cellular component: cytosol. The coding region runs from base 1 to 1287 and encodes 428 amino acids. Gene Ontology annotation, molecular function: anthranilate phosphoribosyltransferase activity. Gene Ontology annotation, biological process: L-tryptophan biosynthetic process.
AUGGCUUCUUACGAGAAGCCCGAGGUUAUCUCCAUCUCACCUCUUCUCAAACGCCUGGCCUACCCCGCUACCGCGGACAUUCAAGUCAGCGCAGAGGAUAUCGCUUCUGCCUUUGCUUUGAUCUUUGAAGAUCGUCUGUCAGAUAUUCAGACGGCAGCUUUGUUGACCCUUCUCCACUCCACCGGAAAGGACAAAGAUGCUGCUGUGAUUGCGAAAUGCUCUCACCGGAUGCGCGAGGCUGCUACUCAUAUCGAUAAAGCUUCCCUGAAGAAAGCUGUCAAAGCCCGAGGAAAGCGCGAGGGUAAAUACAACGGUGGACUGUGCGACAUUGUCGGAACUGGCGGAGACUCACAUUCGACCUUCAAUGUCUCGACUACUUCGUCAAUUAUUGCUUCGCCACUGUUGAUGACCGCGAAGCAUGGAAACCGCGCUCAAACUUCUUUCUCUGGAUCCGCCGACGUCCUCAAUGCCGUUCAACCCAUUCCUCCCAACAUUUCCGCCGUGAACGCAUCCAACGUGGCCAAAGUGUACGAGGAAACAAACUAUGCAUUCCUUUUCGCGCCAAACUUCCACCCCGGCAUGAUGUAUGCCAAUCCCGUUCGCCGCAGUCUUGGUCUCCGAACAAUCUUCAACUUGAUGGGUCCUCUGGCAAACCCCGUUGAAUGGGCCAUUGAAGCGCGUCUUGUGGGUGUUGCUUACCAGAGCCUUGGUCCUGUCUUUGUUGAGGCCCUCAGACAGGCUGGUGCCAAGAAGGCGCUCGUUGUCUGCGGCGAUGAGGACAUGGAUGAGAUCAGCUGUGCUGGAAAGACCCACUGCUGGAGACUGUCUGAGUACCCCAAUCCAGCGUACAAGGAGUCGGGUAAUCAAGACGAUGACUCAAGCGACGACGAGGAAAACCCUAAAACAUUGGUCAAGCUCGAUGUCUUCCAGCUUCAUCCCUCUGACUUCGGUGUACCUACCCACCCACUCAGCGAGGUUUACGGACGCAAGAUGCCCAAGGACAACGCGGCCAAGCUGAUGAGCAUUCUUCGGAAUGAGCUGCCUCGUGACGACCCUAUUCUGGAAUUCGUUCUCAUGAACGUUGCUGCUCUUCUGGUUACCUCCGGUAUCUGCGAGGCGGAUACCAGUAACAUGGGUCCGGGUGAUGAUGGCCAGGUUAUCACUGAGCGCGGCCCUGGUGGUGGCCGCUGGAAGGAAGGUCUGCGCCGGGCACGCUGGGCGAUUGAAAGCGGCGCAGCCUUGAAAAGCUUCGAGCAGUUUAUCGAGGUCACCAACAAGUUCGCAUGA